AUGCCAAAAGGAAAGCCCCUUCUCAAAGAGCUCAGCAAUGCGAAGAACAAGUCCAAGAAAAAGGGCAGGCACCAACAAGCUAACCCAGAAACUGCCGAUGAAUUUUUAGCCGCCGGCGUUGAGCAGGAAGAAGGCGGCGAGAAAUGGCGAGCUGGCGACGCUGUCAAAGCUAUGCGGUUCUUCAUGCGCGCCAUUGAAAUUUAUGAUAAUGGGCUCACCAAAUUCCCCACAUCGUUUGAUUUGGCGUACAACAAAGCUCGCGUCCAAUACGAAAUCACUCAGCAUCCCAAACUGGCUACCCAACUCCCCGCACCGCAGAUGAAAAUCCUUCAGAUCGCAUUGCAGUCGCAUCGGGACGCCCUCGUCCUGGACCAGGAUAACGCAGACGUCUUAUUCAACACGGCCCAGGUUCUGACCAGUCUUGCAGAGGCCCUGACCGAAUCUAAGCGCCCCAGCGAAGGUAAAAUCCAGGAAGCAAUGAAAUAUCUGAAUGAAGCAUUGGAGUUGUUUCAAAGAUGUUUGGUACUGCAGGAGCUUCGAUACACUGAGUGUCAAGAGGAUUUCAAGAUGAUGGAUUCGGACAACAACGACGAUAAUGAUGCCAUGCCGCAAAGCAGUGGUGAGGAGACGCCGGAAGAAAAAGAGAGAGAGACAGCGUCGGAGAAAGACCAAGGGUCAGACUCGCCGGUCCAAGAAGAGUGGGCCGCAGUGGUAGAGCCAGUGACUAAAAAUACACUGGUCGACACUGCUGUUGCACAGCUGGAAACUUUGGCAACUUUAUGUAGCCUUCUGGCCUUGGAUGGCGGCAAUGCUUUGGCUUGGGUCGAAGAGUACUCAUACGACUUAUUAAGAACAAAGAUCGCAGCUUAUGUUCAAGGCACCGAUAGGGAACAGGAAGUCGCUCUUGCUCGUGCGCGAUUUUUGGCAGCCCUGACCGAGGUAUUAUAUCGGAGUGGAAGAGUUGAUGUAGAGACGUACCAAAGGGAGCUCAGUGGUGCAUUUCCACCCGAACUGAACUUGUCCGACGAUCCCGAAGGUCUUUGUAGCAAAGCCGAGGCUCUCACAUCCUUCAAUUCCGCCAUUGCAGAUAUUCCUCCUACAAGUAGUAUUGAGGAAGGGCAAAGGUCACUGAUUUUGCGCUGGCAGGGAUUAAGUGCAGCCUUGGAGGAAUUGACCGCGGCUUCGAAAUUGGCGACAGCUGACAACGUGUCAAAGAUUCAUAUUGCAAGAGGGGACGUUGAAAUGGCACGGUGGCACCUGGGCAGGCCGCCUUGGAAUCACGCAGCGGCACACGAGAACGCCGCAACGCUCCUAAAGAACGCCCAAACGUACUAUCGCGGCGCCGCUGCAUUGGCGCGUAGAGAUGGCGAUUCGGAGCAAGAGAAGGAAGGCUCCUGUAAGGAAGCACUUGUUGCAGCUCUCGCUGGUGACAAAUCGAAGCUGAAUCAGCUUAAAAGCGCUGAUGCCGAAAAGGCAUUUGCCAUUAUGCAGGAUAUGGUCGAAGACAGCCUCGUAGCGCUAGCCGACGCAGAAGCUCUGCUCACUUGA
This is a messenger RNA of Talaromyces atroroseus, 1548 nucleotides long. RefSeq lists its product as hypothetical. Gene Ontology annotation, molecular function: protein binding. The record is from RefSeq and is a predicted model, not a curated record. The transcript is spliced from 4 exons. The coding region runs from base 1 to 1548 and encodes 515 amino acids. Lineage: Eukaryota; Fungi; Ascomycota; Eurotiomycetes; Eurotiales; Trichocomaceae.